Molecule: messenger RNA, 606 nt
Organism: Phanerochaete carnosa HHB-10118-sp
Lineage: Eukaryota; Fungi; Basidiomycota; Agaricomycetes; Polyporales; Phanerochaetaceae
Exons: 1
Coding region: 157-498 (113 amino acids)
Source: RefSeq, a predicted model, not a curated record
CCGCAGUUAGUACUUAUGCAGCUGCUACGCGGUCUGCUCCUUCUAUCAAGCCUACACAUACCUCGGACCCUUUCGUCAUUGCCCACCUGCCCUUCGCAUCUUUUCUUAUUGACACAGAAAGCCUCUGCGCUUGGAUUCUGUCCAUCGAGAACCAUCAUGUCUACCGAUCCGCAAGACCAGCCCGGCACGUCCGAAUGGCUCAGCAAACAACUCACCACUCUGCUUAACUCCCCCCACAUCCACUUCACGCAGCCCAAAAUCCCGGGCCUGCAGAUUCGGAUGGGUCCAGGGCCCAUCGAUCUGUUCAGCACGCGUUUCGCUAACAUGUUCACGACAGACGUGUCAGGCGUGCUUGGCGGUCAGGAGGUGGACAGAGACGGUUUGAAGCAGGGGUUACUGGCCCUGCAGAAGAAGCUGAACAAAGAUAGUGUGCAGAGUCAGGAGGCGCAGAGUGCUGAAGGAUACCAGGCGAGCAGGACUUGGGAAAGUCCUUUGUGAGGACUUCGCUGACCAUCUUGGCUUUGUAGACUGCGACCACGAUGUUCUUCACGGCCAAGGAUAGUGGCACUCAGAUUGAGGUCUCUGCCUCUGCAUCGUAUGUUCUCU